AUGUCGGUUAACUACGAUGCAACGACGCUCGAGCGUUACUUGGAUGAUGAUUUAGCGUUAAUUCGAAAUGCAGAUGUGUGGAGAGAAUACAAACGUGGUACACAACAUAAAGAUGAUAUUUGUUAUAUUUAUAAAGCACCAAACGAUUCUAUCUGGUGGAUUAAAUUGGUUGCUCAUGUGGAUAAUAGCUCGUUAGGGAAUAUUGAUGAUUUACUUGAUGCUAAUCUCAAACAACGUCAUCCCGAAUGGCAUGAGCUUUAUAUCGAUGGUCGAAUCAUUCGAAAGAAUGACGAUCGAAGUGAAUUUUGUUAUUUUCAAUAUGCAUCACCAUCGAUGUUUAUUGCUCCUCGUGAUACGUGUUAUAUCAAAGUACGCCGUGACCUUCCCAAUGGUUUCAUUCUUAGUUACCGAUCAGUAGAUCUACCAGAAGCACGAGAUUCCACUGGUAAAUUCGUUCGAACUCAUUUCAAAGGUGCACAUUUGAUCGAACGAGCUGAGCAGGACAAUGGUUUUACUUACACAUAUUUACAAUAUGCGGAUCCCGGUGGUCAAAUUCCAAAAAUGCUCGCUAAUCGACCACAAUGCAAUAUUAUUCUGCGAGAAAUCGAAGGGAUUCGACGAGCGAUGAAAAAUUCAGUCAACUCGUCGAAAUCAAACUUUCCAUAA
Molecule: messenger RNA, 666 nt
Organism: Adineta ricciae
Lineage: Eukaryota; Metazoa; Rotifera; Eurotatoria; Adinetida; Adinetidae
Source: the annotation of a GenBank genome assembly